Molecule: messenger RNA, 1657 nt
Organism: Plodia interpunctella (Indianmeal moth)
Lineage: Eukaryota; Metazoa; Arthropoda; Insecta; Lepidoptera; Pyralidae
Product: galactosylgalactosylxylosylprotein 3-beta-glucuronosyltransferase S-like
Exons: 6
Coding region: 382-1467 (361 amino acids)
Biological process (GO): carbohydrate metabolic process; chondroitin sulfate proteoglycan biosynthetic process
Cellular component (GO): Golgi membrane
Molecular function (GO): galactosylgalactosylxylosylprotein 3-beta-glucuronosyltransferase activity
Source: RefSeq, a predicted model, not a curated record
AAAAUUCAAUGUGGGUAAUGUUCAAUAUUCUUGGUAAUGUCAGAGAAAAAUGGAAUGCCAAAGUCAAAAAAUUAUCAAACAAAACUUGUAGAAUAGAAAAAUAGGUUAUUGAAAUGGCAUCAAAUCAAAUCGUAAUUCAAUCGUAAUCAAGUCGAAUCAAAUGUUUUUUUAUGAAUUAGUAUAAUAGCUAUGUGUGUUCCUAAAUGUAGUCUAAAAUAACACAAAAAACAAUUAGGUAAUGAAUAUAAUUGAAAUGAAAUCCUGCACUAUUCUACUAGACGGACAAACUACAAAGCUAUGAAAUAAGAGUGCGAGACAGACUUGGUUGCUCUAAUAAUAAUAUUACGGAGACGAUUUGACGCAAAAAGUAGUCGUGUAAAGAUGGGAUUCUUAAUAAAGGGAAUUUCGGUGACUUAUCAAAAAAUGUUUGUGAUGGCAAUGUUGUUAUCUGUCAUGGCACUAACUCUCUGGACUAAUAAUGGAAGCUCAUUGCAAUCUCCUGCUGCACACAUGCUUCUCCAGCAAAGCACCAACCAGGAAGGGAGUGCAAAUUCCCUAAAAACAGAAGUGAGAAAAGUUUGCAAAGAGAAUUUCAUCGACAAGAGAGGUCAUUUGAUGGGCAUGACAGAAUUACCGAUUAUAUAUUACGUGACGCCGACGUACCCCAGACCCGAACAGGUGCCCGAGCUGACCAGGCUGUCUCACACACUGAUGCACGUGCCUAGGAUACACUGGAUAGUCUCCAACGACGACGCUGUGUGCUCGGAUUUACUUUUGGAAAUAUUAAACAAGUCUGGUUUGCCGUAUACACUAUUAGCCAGCCCUAAGCCUGAUUACUACAUGAAGGAGAGGUCUCGCGGCGUAUCUAACCGCCGCGCGGCUCUCUCCUGGCUGCAGACCAAUGUCCACCAAGGAGUGCUGUACUUCGGCGACGACGACAACACAGUCGACUUGCAGCUCUUCGACGAGAUCAGAAACACUAAAAAGGUGUCCAUGUUUCCCGUUGGUCUGAUCAAAGGAUUUGGUGUCUCCACUCCGUUGGUUGAAAAUGGAAAGGUGUUCGGUUUUUUCGACUCGUGGCCGGCCUCGAGAACGUUCCCCGUAGACAUGGCGGGCUUUGCAGUCAACAUUGCGUUCCUCAAGCCGGGGGUCACCAUGCCCUACAAAGAAGGCUACGAAGAAGACAAGUUCCUUCGCAGCAUAGACCUGACCAUGGAAGAUAUCGAACCAGUCGCCGACAAUUGCACAAAAAUCCUCGUAUGGCACACUAAAACCGUUAAAAAUACAAAACCCACAUUGAAAGUAGAUGUUGACAGACUACAGACCCCGAUGUAUUCGAAUUUCGUAAGUUUGCUCAAACAGAUCACUAGGAUGCACAUUGCCGAUAUAAGUCCUGAUACGGGUGUCAAAGCCUUCUUUACGCACCAUAAGCAUAGAAACCCAUUUCUUUCACCAUUCCCGCAAUAAGUCAAUUUGUGAGUCGAUAAUAACAGCUGUGAUUUAUUUUUAUUUUUUAAAGUUAAGUUUUUACUAAGUAGUUUUUAUAAUUACUCGUAUAUGAACUGCGAACAUAGCUCUGAACAAAAACAGUCUAAGGACAGACUUCAACGCGGAGACGAGAUCUGUGCUUUAGGAGAUCAUGUAAUUAAAUCAUUUA